Messenger RNA from Asterias rubens (European starfish), 1239 nucleotides. Its product is annotated as fibropellin-1-like. The transcript is spliced from 8 exons. Gene Ontology annotation, cellular component: protein-containing complex; plasma membrane. Bases 406 to 1239 code for a protein of 277 amino acids. Lineage: Eukaryota; Metazoa; Echinodermata; Asteroidea; Forcipulatida; Asteriidae. Gene Ontology annotation, biological process: establishment or maintenance of epithelial cell apical/basal polarity; heterophilic cell-cell adhesion. The record is from RefSeq and is a predicted model, not a curated record.
CGCCAAAGUGUGAAUUUCCCACGAGCGGGUGAAGAGAGUUUGCGGUGGUACCAAGGGGGACAGACAGAUAUGGGACUUUAUGGAUUUAACAGCAUUGUCUAACUCAGGCUUUCCCAAGAUAGACUUCAACAUCGUCAUCGGCGCAUGAGAGUUUGUCUUCUUUCAUGAUCUGUCAGAUGACAUAAUCCCACACUUUAGUGUUGGAUAACCCUGUUUUCCACACACGAGUUCACCCAACUGUAUGUUGAUGAUGUAAAUUACCGAACAUCGUCAGGAUUUGUAUUCAUCCAAAGUUUUAAGCAUUUUCUGAUUUGAUUGUUAUUGCAUCACGGAUCCAUCUUGGAGUCAAUGGUUAAUUGGUGAUUGGACUUGUGAAAUUUGGUAGACGGUGUCUUACUCACCAGCAUGUCUACGAGACAACUACGCAAACAGCUUUCUUGGCUGCUUCUUGGAAUCCUUCUUGCCACAACGAGUACCUCACAAGCUCAAAAUAAUCCUUGCCAGCAGUCACAACAGCUAUGUCUGAACGGUGCGAUAUGUCGUCCGGCUUAUCUCAACCCGGGGUACAUAUGCGAGUGCCAAGGAAGCUGGCAAGGACAGAACUGCGAGCAGAGACUCCCGGGAUUGUCACCGUCAAUUCCUAAAGAGUGUGGCAGUAAUUUCUACAGUGACUCUGGCGUCAUUACCACGACAAACUUCCCACUGCCGCCGAAUGACAACGAAGACUGUUUCUACAUCGUUCGGAUACCUUCGGCCGAGUCGAUUACUUUUUUCUUUGACGUCUUCCUUUCUGAGAAUCAUAAAGAUGGGUUGAUCAUCUAUCCUGGCACCACAGUGAAUGAUCAAUCAUCAGAUCUACGGACGUAUAUUGGAACUGACCAAAUCGCUCCACAAACAUUCAACACUAACCAGGUAGUGUUGUACUGGUAUACAGACUUCAAUGUUCCAAGUGGAGGCUUUUCAAUCAGAUAUGAAGCCGAUCCUGAUCCUUGUUGGGUUAAUCCAUGUCAAAAUGGGGGUUUUUGUAAUAGAAUCGGCAGCACUGGGACCAAUGGGUACCAGUGCACCUGUCUCCUAGACUUCAGCGGAGUCAACUGUGAAAUAGGCACCGUAAUCGUUUCACAGACCGCCAUCAGUGUGAGCUCCGGUAUUCCUGUUAUUCAGGGUCGUCUCAGACUGAAAACCCAAUCCACACGCAAGUCUUCGGUCCAAAGUGGGAUUUGCAGAUGUGGCACUUAG